CCCGCCCUGUCGCCCGCCUAUCCUCGAACCUCACCUCCGCCGUUCCAAUCUUGCGUGCGAACGACUCAUCUUCAUCUGAUACAGUAGACUCGCACCACUUGCUACCCCGCCAUCAUGGUGCUCUCGAAGAAGCCUAUACACCAAGUCAUCCUUCUUGGGCUCGUUUGCUUCGGCUGCCCCGGCAUGUUCAAUGCCGUCAACUCCCUCGGUGCUGGUGGUGGUACUGACCCCACCACUGGCAACAAUGCCAACGCCGCCCUCUACACCACCUUUGCCAUCUUUGGUCUCUUUGGCGGUGCUGUCAACAAUAUCCUCGGCCCCCGCAUCCAGAUGUUCGUUGGCGGCCUGACCUACUCUCUCUACAUUGGUGCUUCCCUCAACAACGAUCUCUCCGGCGGAGCCGCGGGCUCUUCCGGCGCCAAGGCCUUCUUCAUCGUUGCCGGCGCCAUUCUCGGUGUUGGUGCUGGUCUCCUGUGGUCUUCCCAGGGUGCUCUCAUCAUGGCCUACCCCACUGAGGAGAAGAAGGCCACCUACUUUGCCGUCUUCUGGAUCAUCUUCAACCUUGGCUCUGUGAUUGGCAACACCAUCGGUUUUGGUCUCAACUUCAACAACCCCGAUGUCGCCAUUUCACCAGCAACUUUCGGCGCCUUCAUCGGCAUCACUAUCCUUGGCUCCUGCUGCGCCCUCCUCCUGGCUGAUCCCAAGACUGUCAUCCGUGAUGACGGCAGCCCCGUCAGAGUCAUCGUCCAGGGCAACGUUCUCGCCGAGGCCGUCGAGGUCCUCAAGCUCUUUGGCAACUGGCGCAUGCUCCUGCUGACGCCCUGCUUCUUCGCCUCCAACUACUUCUACGCCUACCAGUUCGGUUACAUCAACGGCCACUUCUUCAACGUCCGCUCUCGCUCCUUCAACUCGAUGCUGUACUGGAUCAUGCAGGCUAUUGGAUCCUAUUUCAUUGCCAAGUUCCUUGACAAUGACAGGUGGUCGCGCAGCGUUCGCGGCAAGGUUGGUCUCGCUGUUGUCUUUGUCGGCAACACUGCUGUCUGGAUCGGUGCCUUGUUCUAUCACCAAGGUCCCUACAAGGACAUUGCCGCAAGCUCGACCCUGAGUGCCACCAAGGUUGAUCUGUUCGGCACCCCCGGCCAGACCCACCCCGCCAUGUGGGGCAUCACCAUUAUGUACAUCCUUGGCGCGGCCCUCGACGCCAUGUUCCAGUCCUAUGCCUACUGGAUCAUGGGUGCCCUCACCAACGACUACGCCACCCUGUCCCGCUAUGGUGGUUACUACAAGGGCAUCCAGUCUCUCGGUGGUGCCGUCUCCUGGAUUCUGGGUGGUGUUGCCCAGGUCGACCCUUGGAUCCAGCUUAUCAUCACCGUCGUCCUCGUCAUUGGCUCUCUCCCCAUUGCCUAUGUCACUGUCGUUACUGUCAGGGACACCUCCAGGACCGUUGAUGAUGAAAGCCAGGGAAAGUCCUAAAUAAGCCAUAAAGAGUCCCAGAUAGACCAUGGAUAUCGAGGCUGGGUUGCUGUU
Polychytrium aggregatum is the source of this 1527-nucleotide messenger RNA. Its product is annotated as major facilitator superfamily domain-containing protein. Bases 115 to 1473 code for a protein of 452 amino acids. The record is from RefSeq and is a predicted model, not a curated record. NCBI's taxonomy places the organism in Eukaryota, Fungi, Chytridiomycota, Chytridiomycetes, Polychytriales. The transcript has a single exon.